Molecule: messenger RNA, 2628 nt
Organism: Tauraco erythrolophus (red-crested turaco)
Lineage: Eukaryota; Metazoa; Chordata; Aves; Musophagiformes; Musophagidae
Source: RefSeq, a predicted model, not a curated record
AUGGCUUUUCUCCGGCGGCUUUUCGGCUUUUCGGCCAAAAAGAAGGCGCCGAGGCGGUACGAGGGCGUCAAGCGGGACGUGGACCCCGAGGAGACCUGGCUGGUGCUGGGCGAGUUGGGUGACGGCGCCUUCGGCAAGGUCUUGAAGAUCCUGGUGGAGUUUUGUCCUGGAGGGGCCGUGGAUGCAGCGAUUUUGGCCGAUUUUGGUGUCUCGGCUAAAAACUCCAGCACCGCCCAGCGCCGCGUGUCCUUCAUCGGCACCCCGUACUGCUGGUCGCUGGGCAUCACGCUGAUCGAGAUGGCCGAGAUGGAGCCACCCUACCAUGAGCUGAACCCGCUCCGGGUGCUGCUGAAGAUCGCCAAGUCCCAGCCGCCCACCCUGCGGCACCCCAAGAGGUGGUCUGAAGACUUCAAGGACUUCCUGAGGAAAUCCUUGGAGAAGAGCCCCGAGGCGCGGUGGUCAGCCAGCCAGCUCCUGCAGCACCCCUUCGUGGCAGGCAUCUCCGACAAGCGGCCGCUCCGGGAGCUGGUGGCUGAAACCCGGGCUGACGUGCUGGAGGAAGAGGAUGAGGAGGAAGGUCCAGUCCUCUCGCCUGGGCAGGAGCAUGGGGAGUCCUCCUGCCCCCCGACCCCGGCGGGGUCCCUGGAGCAUCAGCCCCCGGACAGCACGGGGAGAGCUGGCGAGGAGCCGGGCAUCUCAUCCGACAUCCAGGUGGUGGCAGAGCCCAGGACAAAGAGAGCGUCUGACCUCUUGAAGCAAAUGAGGAGGAGGUCCUCGCCCCAGCCCACGGGCUCCGUCAGGCUCCCCGUGAAGAGGCCGUCCGAGUUUCGGAAGCUGAUGCGGCGCAGGUCGUUUUUUGGAGGGAUGAAAUCCCAAGAAACAGCUAAGGAGCAGCACAGGGCAGAGCCCAGUGGGUUGGAGAUGAUGGCGCUGGUUGUUCCUCAAGGGACACCAGCCCCAGCAGAGGCAGGAGGAGAAGUUCAAGGGUGUCGAGAGGAGCAGACCAGCUCCCUGGGGACCCCCUGCAACGCGGCCGGGCUCCCCGCGGGGCCGUGGCGGCCAGGAGACCUUGCUGAACUUCAGGAGCUGAUGGUAGAGCAGGUUGGACCCAAGGCAGAGCCCCGGGAGGAAAGCCAACGUGCUGACGCGUUGCCGGUUGGCCAAACGCCGGCAGAGGGACAGCUUGCAGCCCAACCAAGCCCCGUUCUGGCCCCCCAAAGCGAUGGCAAGAAGGAGUCAAGCAGAGACCCUACUCGGAACUCACGGGCCCUGAUGGCACCCACAGUUGGGGACUGGCGCGGAGGCUCGGCCGUGGGGCAGCUGGUGGCAGCUCUGGACCUGUGGACCGUGAGGACCAAAACCCAGAGCUUCAAGUCAUUGUCAGAGCAUCAGCAUCAGGUCACUCGGUCGUUGCUAGACCUGAAGGUUGAGGUUGGCUCCUCCGGGGCUGAAGAUGGGCUUGGGAAGGAUGGUGAUGGAGCAGGGAGGGCACCCAUGGAACCUGAAGGUGCUGGAGAGCCUGGGGACACCGAGCUGGUGGAGGAGAGGGUGCUGUGGGUUGAAGCACCGCUGACGCCCAGUGAGAUGGAGGAGGUAGCGGUGGGGUCGGAUGUGCUCAAGGGGUGGCAGGAGCCCCUGGCCAGUCUGGGAGAGGCCGGAGAGAGGAGCAACGGGGAGAGAAACUCAACCGUGUGCGGGCCCAUCGCUGACCCCCUGGACCUGGGUGAGGGGGGGGGGAGGAAUGAGGAGAAAGCCACAGACAAUGCUGAAACUGGAGUGGAAACUGCUCCUGAGGAAGCCUUGGUGCCAGCAGAAGUGAAACUGGAAGAGGAUGUUGUAAAAGGGUGUUUGAUUGGAGACCAUAAAGCAGGAGGAGAUGCAGCCAGUCCGGGGGGACUGGUGCUGGCGGGAGAGGAACCGGAGGAAGCCUCGGCAGCACCAGCAGGACAGGGACCUGCAAGUGAGGAACUCCAAAAUUCAGCAGAAGAUUCAUCCCUCCUGGAGAUCCCAGGGCCUGUUGAGGAAGACAUAGAGGAGAAAGUGGAAAACAGCCCCAGAGACAACCAGCCAAGGGCUGCUCGUGGGAACGGCUGGAAAAGACAGAUGGAGAACGUGAAGAAGACGGGGUGCAGGUUGCUCCAGCUCUUGAAGGGCCAUCAAAGGACAGACCUGGAGAGGAGAUGGGAACGUGCCUUGCUCCAAAGGAGGGUCAAGAAAACCCGGAGGUUUGUGGUGGACGGGGAGGAGGUGAGCGUGACGACCGCCAGGACCCUCGGCAAGGCCGGGGAGAGGGACGAGAUGGUGCGCUCGGCUCGGCGCCAGGAGCUCCGCGAGCUGCGAGUGCUGCAGAAGGAAGAGCAGCGAGCUCAGAGCCGGCUGGAGCAGAAGUUUCACCAGCAGCGGGAGCAGAUGUUUCGUCACAUCGAGCAGGAGAUGAUGCUGAAGGAGCGCCAGGAGCUGGAGUACACGGCCAAGCUGCGUGACGAGGCCAAACGCCUCAAGUCCCUCCAGGAGAAGGACUGCAGGAAGAAGAUACGAGAGCUGAAAGGAGAUGGGAGAGAGGUGAGGGUCCUCCCCCAGCCGUGCCACCGGGAGCCUGGGGACCAUCUCCCCCAGGUGCCAGGGUGA